Molecule: messenger RNA, 3640 nt
Organism: Priapulus caudatus
Lineage: Eukaryota; Metazoa; Priapulida; Priapulimorpha; Priapulimorphida; Priapulidae
Product: methyltransferase-like protein 23
Exons: 2
Coding region: 139-891 (250 amino acids)
Cellular component (GO): cytoplasm; nucleus
Source: RefSeq, a predicted model, not a curated record
UCCAUGAAAACUAAACAGCCCACUGGCUUAUCUCAGAAAACGAUGACUGAUCAAGACAUAGACGGCGCCACCAAUGAAAUCGCCCACCUGUGACGCAGCUAACCUGAAACAACAUAAAGUAAUAGUCUAAUAGGCGUGAUGGCUGAGGACGUGGGUAAGAAGCUCGACAAUGCUCCGCGGCCGCCUCAGCAUCUGAACCUGUUCGCUUUCAAGGCGGAGCCAUCGUCGCAUCACCACGGCGACGAGCGCGCCGCGCUCGAGGUGUUCAUCCCGGAGUGCGUGGACGCGGCGCACGGCGCGCACACGUGGCCGUCCGCGCCCGUGCUCGCGCAGUACGUGUGGCAGCGGCGCCGCGAGAUGCCCAACAAGAGCGUGCUCGAGCUCGGCGCGGGCACGGCGCUCGCCGGCGUCGUCGCCGCCAAGUGCGGCGCUCACGUCGCGUUCAGCGACGACGCGCACGCGCCCGCGUGCCUCGACAGCAGCCGCCGCAGCUGCGAGGUGAACGGCGUCACCGACGCCGAGUUCAUCGCGAUCACGUGGGGGCGCUUCACGCGCGAUCUCGUCGCGCUGCAGCGGCUCGACUUCAUCAUGGCGUCGGACUGCUUCUACGACGCGCGCGACUAUGAGGACAUCGUCGUCACCGUGUCGUUCCUGCUCGACAAGAACCCCGGCGCAAAGUUCUGGUGCGCGUACCAGGAGCGCGGCGCGGACGAGUCGAUCGAGGAGCUGCUGCAGCGCUGGGAGAUGAAGGGCACCGAGAUCCCGCUUGCGUCGUUCCACGCCGACUCGACGAGCGUCGCCGCGUCGCAUCUGCCCGGCAGGCACACGAUCCGCAUGCUCGAGAUUACGAAAAUGUCGCCGUACACGUUCGUCGCCGGCUGCGUGUGCUGAGCGCGCGUGGGGAGCCGCGCGUCUUGAGUGAGGGAGGUAGAGUGCGAGGGAGCGUGUUUCGAGUGAGGGAGGUAGAGUGCGCGAGGGAGCGCGUCUCGAGUGAGAGAGGUAGAGUGCGCGAGGGAGCGUGUCUCGAGUGAGGGAGGUAGAGCGCGCGAGGGAGCGUGUCUCGAGUGAGGGAGGUAGAGUGCGCGAGGGAGCGUGUCUCGAGUGAGGGAGGUAGAGUGCGCGAGGGAGCAUGUCUCGAGUGAGGGAGGUAGAGUGCGCGAGGGAGCAUGUCUCGAGUGAGGGAGGUAGAGUGCGCGAGGGAGCGUGUCUCGAGUGAGGGAGUUAGAGUGCGCGAGGAAGCGUAUCUCCAGAGAGAGAGAUUGAGAGUGUGUCAGGAUUGUGUAGUGAGAGAGAGAGAGAGAGAGAGUUAGAGAGAGAGAUGGAAAGAUGAAGAUUGUGUCUGGAUGACUUAUCAAAAAAGAGAGGGUGUGCCAGAAUCAUGUCUUCUGAGAGAGGGUGUGUUUGGAUUGUGUCUCAGAACGGCAUGUCAAGAUGAGGUCUCGUGAGAGAGUGUCAGAUAUGUGUCUCACGAGACAUUCUUUCAUGAUCGCAUCUCGUGUGGGAGUGACUUGCGCAAAGACGCUGCAAUUUCAGUCCGAAGUCGACAGACCGAUACCGAUUGUGAUGUGCGCGUGUUUGUAAUCCGUCGGCACGUGAUGAAGAGUGAGUGCUUAUAUAUUAGUUGUACUGUGAUCUUACAAUAAUAAUGCGUGUGGAAUGAAGCAUGUUGGUCGCGUGUGCGUGGUGGCAUGUGACUUCUGGUGCAUUCCUGCGUUGUUAUUACUGUUUAUAUCUAUGCAUCAUAUUUGUAUAGCAUACACUGUAUCUGGAUUAUUGUAAUUGUUGCAGUUAACAGAUGUGUAUAGUAGAGGGAGUAUAUGUCCACUAUAUGAUGUUACACCGUUUUGCAAAGACGGCAAAUAUUCUAAUUGUUGAGAUGAGGGUGCGUGUUCGUAUGAAUUGCAUUGUUAGCAACCACUCGGAGGAGGACGACUCUUGCGAGAAUUCUAUAUCCUCUAAAGAUAGGUAUUUUCUGGAAAACAAGCUCAAGCCUACUGCUUAGCAAUCAUACAUAGUAUCUAACGGAGGUAUUUACAAUGAAAAGGUGGUUUUCCUUCAGAUGAACUAUCAAGUUAAGUCAUUUGUCAUUCAUUACGAGUCUAAAGGACAUUUUCGUUUCGUGAUCAAACAUUGUAGGAUCGAUCGCACGUUUGAUGGAAAUUUAUGCUUAAAAGACACCACUAGCUGCCAACGCCCAGCGGCCAGCAUUCUUCAUGGGAAAACUACUUGCUUUCAACAACAAGUGGGGGUGACGAAAAAAGUCGAAGGCGAGGUAGCUGCUGCAGAAAUUAUCUCCUUUGCAAAAGAAAGAAAAGAAUGGCAAGAAUGGCCAGCCAUUCGAAUUUAUGAAGUGAAACCAUGACUAUUAUGUAAAUAUGCAUCACUGCAUGUAGGUUGUAGUAACUAAAGGUUGUGCAAACAUGAUAUGCACAAGAAAUGGACAUGUAUCACUUCAGCUGCUAGACUUAGUGGCACUAUUCGACCCUAUUCUUGAAAUUUUGCAAUUUGCUAUUUUUCAAAUAGAAAGCAAUGACCUUGAGGUAUAUAUAGCCAGUCAUGAUACUUCUCAUCUGUGGAAGCAAGUGUACUGGUCGGUUGAUCGUAACAGGCAAUCUUAAUUAGUUGGGUGCAUAACAUGUUUCAACCAGAAAUCGUACGCUGUUAUAUUGUCUACAUUCAACAUCAAACGAGUGAGAGCAAACGAUGUUACCAUUGUAGGUCCUCAAACGUUGUUGAUAGAAGUUUCUGUUACACAGGCGAAACCACAUUCAGACGAUGUUCCUGUUAUGUUCCCCUUAUAGAAUGUCACAUUUUACUGUAGGUUAUGUUAUUCGCUGUAGGCUAUCGACAUAUGCAUUGCUGAAAACACGGGUAAAGUGAAGAUAUAUCCUAUGUUUGAGGAAGAGGUAAUGAACGGUUUGUGCGUGAUUGAUAAAUUAAUUAUUUCUUCUUGAACAACGUGUUGGUGGUUGGCGGCUUAUUUCUGUGAGCUGGUCAGAGGUUAAGUAUUGAUGUUGCUUUUAUUCUAUAUAGUUGAUCUAUACAUAUUAAAGGCUUUAUAAAAAUAGCCUAUUGUGACAACUUGGAGUGUUCGUAAAACCUUGUAAUGGAUAAUUCGAGAUAUAGUUUUACAUGUAACAGAGAGAGGGGGAGAAGGGAGGGAGGAGAAAUAAUUUACAGCAAGCAUAAAGGAUGCAAAUCAUGACAGUAGUAAAUGUAAAAGUAGCUAUAGUAUAUAUUUAAGCGCUAUAUGAAUAAUUUUUAAACAUUAAAAGUAUAUAAAAAAAAGGCGAAUGUUGUUAUCUUAUGAUGCAUGCAUGUUUGAUAUUUUGCAUCUGUUAUGUAAUGCAAAUAAUGCUGUUUAUUCUUCUUUUUUCGUACACGCACGUGCACACAAAUAUCGCCUGCAUGAACGUCAUAGGAAUGUGCUCCCCAAUAUACAGUGUGUUUACGCGCAAGCACGCGUUCGCGCACGCUUCAACUCGUAUUUAUAUCGUAUGGGUUUUGGAAUAAAAGCGGCCAACCACCUGCUGUAGGGGACCAUACUGUUCUUUCUAUGCAUGCAAACAUUCACAUUUGAUUUUUGUUUUUACAUGUAUAGUACGUAUAUCCCAAAAUAAACAUUACUUUAUUGAGAUUA